Molecule: messenger RNA, 4483 nt
Organism: Leguminivora glycinivorella
Lineage: Eukaryota; Metazoa; Arthropoda; Insecta; Lepidoptera; Tortricidae
Gene: f
Product: espin
Exons: 16
Coding region: 206-3748 (1180 amino acids)
Biological process (GO): actin filament bundle assembly
Cellular component (GO): cytoplasm
Molecular function (GO): actin filament binding
Source: RefSeq, a predicted model, not a curated record
CGUAAUUCUACGAUGUUGACGGAUUUUUAUAAUUUUGGCAAAUUAUAGUAUGCGCUCUUGGUUGUGAAAUGUUGCCCCGGAUUUUUAGGUGACUACGAUUUUCUGUGCUCUUUCUUAGCAGUGACAGUUAAAUAACGAAUCUGUGCUUCAAACGACUUUCAAUGUGAUGCUAAUGCUCUUAGCAAAUUAAAAAAAAACAAAUGUGAUGAUGCCAAAAGCGCGUCCCAAAGAUGACAAUGACAGCUGCAACGCCAUCGCCCGCCUGAUCAAAGACCUCUGCAGCUGCUCCGAAAACGGAGCCUGGUCCCCCGACAUGACCCCCGACAAAAGAAAAGGGCCCUUCCUCAAAAGUGAACUCACAAACAUGUCUGCCAUGCGACGGAGAAUCAUGACCCUAGCAAAAAGAAAACAUAGAGACGCCAUCCCUGAACCGCCAAAAUUAACCAAGGAUAGCCCUUUGGAAAAAAGCACUGACACGCUCACUUCUAAUCAAGUUAACACUACACUAAGCUCCCAAAAUAGUACUUUACGAAGGAACAUAGACAAUUUCCUUCUAUCUCGUCGAAUGUUCGCGUUAGAAGAAGACAUAUAUGAAAAACCAAUACAGCGCAACUUGAAAAAUUCCUCUUGCGGCGAAAACUGGUCGCUAAGCAAAGCGUGGAAAAACAACAACACGGAUUUCUUCAAUCGCUCGCCUAUCCUCGAUUCUCGCCUAAUCGAGCGCAACCGAGGCUACCUGGAGCGGAUAGACGAGGUGCCGAGGAAGAAAAGAGACAGAAAGAUGAAAGAGCAGCUGCGUUACGAUAGGAAUAUUAAGCGUCACAUUCGGAUACGGGUGAUGCUGUCUUUGAGAAUGCGGCGGUAUAUGAAGAAGCGUUUGAGGAAGCCUUACGUGCAGAACACGAAUGUGCCUCCCCGGCGCUUUCCCCGCGGGACAUCUAUCACCUCAAGUUUCGGGACGCGGUCGUACAAGAGUGUGAUGACGGAUAAGCUGGGGGACGGGGCUGUGGUGUUUGACAUCCAUGAGGCUCGCAACACAACCAUGGAGCUGUGCCACGAUUACGAAGAUGACCUUGACACGCUGGAGAUCGCUUUACGCGCCGGGAAUUUUAGGAGCGGUCGCCUAGCUGUCGAGGGCUGGUGGUGCGGUCGCGCGAUGCCUCACGCGCACGCGCACGGGCGCGCGAACAACGGCGCGCUUGCGCUGCACUACGCAGCGGCGCGCGGGUGCCUUGACUGCGUGCGGUUACUGGCUAACACUACGCCCGAUGUCUCUGCCAACACGGCGAUGGAUAAUGACGUCACACCAGUAUACUUAGCCGCGCAAGAGGGACACUUGGCCGUACUAAAGUACUUGGUACUAGAAGCGGGAGGUCGGCUAGACGCGCGUGCUAGGGAUGGCAUGCUGCCUAUACACGCCGCUGCGCAGACUGGGUGCUUAGACUGUGUGAAAUGGAUGAUCGUGGAGCGAGGCGUGGACCCGAACGCGAGAGACGGAGACGGCGCUACCCCCCUCCACUUCGCCGCGUCCCGGGGCCACCUCACCACAGUCCGCUGGUUAUUGAGACACGGAGCCAGACUUCACCUGGACAGACAUGGGAAGAGUCCUAUUAAUGAUGCUGCUGAAAAUCAUCAUUUAGACUGUCUCAACGUGUUAGUAGCGGCAGGCGCAGCGGGUGCCGACAGCAAGCAGUUGUCCUCAUACAAAACGGUCCACUCCUGCGCAUGUACCCCGGGAGACGCAAGAUGCGCUCUACCAAACUGCAUAAACGCGAACGGAACCCGCUCCCCAUUCUACCUGCACGCGCCGGAACGCGAGCGCCGAGGUUCCGUAGCCGAGCGCCUGAGUUCGGGAGCGGAGCGCCGGGGUUCCCUGCCCUCCACGCCGAUGGGGUCCAUAAGCUCGAGCCGCUCGGGGCCUGCGGACGGGCUGUACGUCAACCCGAUGCAGAGGGCGUCUACCACGGGCACAAGACAUAGCGAGUCGGGGGAGGAUAGCGAGGCCUGCUCAGCUUCAGAUGCCGACGCCAGCAAUGCCAGCGGCUGGUACCUCCACAACGCGACUCCAACACCAAAUGCACCAGCGGCGUUAUACCAGAGAGUCAGAGACCUGUUCCAUACACGCUCCCCUGGACCGAGGGUCCCUGCUGAGGGACAGGAGGCGCCUGUUAUGACUGUAAAAGCCGAGGUUCACGGAUCCGAAGCGACCACAGUGCCAGAGCAGUCAGACAGCGACAGUGGAGCCGAGGCGACCAGACGCGACCACCACUAUGAAGAUAUAUACAUGCCCAAAGAAGAGCAACACCAAAGGAGAAGGAGCAGUUCCCGCGACUCCGGCAGUCACAGCAGACCUGGUAGCGCGGCGCUCAUCGUCGACUACACCACCAAAGAAGGCAUCGACAGCAUAAGCAAGGCAUACGAAGAGGUAUCCCCUGCACCCGAGAACCACGCCAAAUCCACCAUCGCCACGAAACUGGCUGCGCUCACGCAUAAAGCACAGAACUUCGCCAGCCGCCUCUCUUCAGCCGCCGGCAGCCGCCGUGCCUCCGUAACCGAGGAGACCACCGUCAUCCAAGCUUCUGCCUCUUCAGGAGUAUCUUCUGGAGGUAGUUCCGGAGACGAGGCACCCCCACCGCCCCCGCCGCCGCCUCCGCCAGCUGUUCUUGAAGAACCGGCACUGAAACCGUCGGAACUUAGAGGCAGGCUGGCUCGCCGCGGCUCGACCGCCACAGACGAGGAGCGGCCGCGCGGGCCCAAUCUCGUGAACAAGCAAGCCGUGCUCCCGUUCGUGCCGCCGGCCUUCCCCCACAACGCGCCCGACCGCCUGAUCAAGCCCUCGGAGUACUUGAAGACCAUCACGGCGCCGUGCAAGCGCGACGACGCGGCGGCGGAGCCGCGGCCGCCGCCGCCGCCCGCGCUCAGCGAGCCCGCGCCGCCGCCGCCGCCCCCGCAGCCGCCCGCCGCCGCCGCGCAGCCGCUGGCCGCCAUCAGCAGCGCGGAGCUCAGCGCCGUCCGCUUGCGCGCGCCCGCCGCCAAAACGCUCUCCGCUCCGCCGCCCGCUCGCUCCGUCAGCCUGCAAUGCUUGCCCAGCGCGGCGGAAAACUACAAAAGCGCGAAGAUAGACUUGAUAGAGGAAUUGAAAAUGUCGAAGGAUAUCACUGGAAUAAAGAAGAUGAAGGUUGAGCGGGCGAGGAGGGAGAGCCUUCAGGAUAAGGAAACUUUCACGGAGUUCACGAAGCGGUUCACGGCGGAGAACUUCGUCGAUCAGGUGCCGGAGCGGGAUGCGGCAGGGAACGUGAUUCCAGCGUGGAAGAGGCAAAUGCUGGCAAGAAGAGCUGCGGAGAAGGCUAGAAGAGAUUUGGAGAGGGAACUGGCUGGAGAAGCGGAGAGGAGACGCGCAGCGGCAGUGCCGGCGUGGAAGAGACAACUGCUAGCUAGGAGGGAAGAAGCGGAGAACAGAUUGAGGCAAACCCUCUACACCCCGAAAGUUGAAGAAACCAACGGGACGAACGGCGAAUGGCGGGCGUACCCCAACGGCACGCAGAGGGCCGUGUCCAUAGACAACAUAACUCUAUGCUACGACACUCCCUCGCAGCCCAUGCGGGCGCCUUCGGAGGCGAAACUCUCCACUGAACAUUGUAAUGGCCUCACAAACGGCAAACACGAAGACGAGGAAGCAGACGCAAAGAUCAUCCCGUGGCGAGCGCAGCUGCGCAAGACCAACAGCAAGCUGAAUCUGCUCGAAUAGCUUAGUUAGCUUAUAAGGUUCCCAUAGCUGGAAGACGCCUCAGUCCUAGAUACGCCACUGACUGAGACAUUGGAAAAAUGAGCAUCAGUCGAGUCCGUUAUUUGUGAUGAUAUUCAUCAGGGUUAUCAAAAUUGUUGACUUUAAGGCCUAGCUUAGUGUAACGCCGUGGCUUGCGUGGGCGACGGUCGCGCGAUGGUCGCUCGACGGCGAUGCGACGCAUACGAAAUCAAACCUUAUCGAUAUGGAAGUAUGAGACGCGACGGCGACGGUCGCACGACUGUCGCCCACGCAAGACACGGCGUAAGGCCUGAGUGCACAUUCGUAUUAGGCGUGCGGCGGGGAAGGGCGAGCGGCGUGCAUGUCCUGAGUCCGACGCUGUAUAGCAAACGCUCCGCUCCGAGCGCUCAUUCACGCUAACACUUAGGGUUAACAGAUACUUAUGAUUUUGAUGAUACUUAUGAUGUCUUCUCUUUACUUCCUAAUGGCACAGCCAGUAGGAUACGAAGAUACGCUGUUAAAGGGAAUCUGGUUUCGAAUUCCAUAUCAGAGCCUGAAUAUUUACGAGAAUGUCGAAAAAUGCUGAAUUGGCCUGCUCAGGUUCUAUAAAGAAUAGGGAUGACGACUACAUAAAAAAAAUUACAUUCUGUUUAGUCCGUCAGAUCGUCCAAAAAUACUGAACACAUAUUUUUCGCUUUUUCUAAUUAAUGAAACAAUACAAAGAUAUAGAGCAUCAAA